AUGGACCCAUCUCAUGCUCACGUUAUUUUACCGACUAACGCCACAAGUGCUGUCAAUCCACUAGCUGCUACAACUCCCACGGCAGUUGUCCGAAAUACGGUCGUACAGACGAAUCGCGAAGGUGAACCAGUUCAAUAUACAGAAAUCAUAUCAAAGGGAAAAGAACACGAAUCGCAAUCAUCAACAAAAGAUAUGACAACAACGAAAGGUGAUCAAGAUUUAAAGCCAAAAGAAUAUAUCCUGAAGGAAGCUGAUAUUUACAAGCCACUCGCUGUUGUUUCGGACUCGACGCCAGUAACUAACGCAAAUAAUCAAAUUGUUGGCUCAACAGCGUCUGGUAGUUUGACUACGCCAGGUAAAAUUGUUGGUGAUUUGGAAACAGUCGUUGCAGAGCAUAGUAAAGCUAUAGUAGCAGAACCCGUAACAGACAAAGUAACAAAAGGCGAGACAAACGAAACGAAAAAAUGA
Molecule: messenger RNA, 468 nt
Organism: Adineta ricciae
Lineage: Eukaryota; Metazoa; Rotifera; Eurotatoria; Adinetida; Adinetidae
Source: the annotation of a GenBank genome assembly